Molecule: messenger RNA, 1641 nt
Organism: Fonsecaea erecta
Lineage: Eukaryota; Fungi; Ascomycota; Eurotiomycetes; Chaetothyriales; Herpotrichiellaceae
Exons: 1
Coding region: 1-1641 (546 amino acids)
Source: RefSeq, a predicted model, not a curated record
AUGCCCGUCGUGGGAGUCGGUGCCCGUGAAAUGGUGGCUCCGGACCCCGUGACUCGCUUGCGGUCAAAUUUGCGAGUGAUGGUGCAAAGUCUCGAACGUAUCUGCCUGUGCUUCAUCAGAGAGUUUGGCCCCAGCGAGGAAGAAGACGGGCCGGCGCCCCACGCAGCUCCGCCCAUGUCGCGUCGCUUGCCCGAUGACGGCGUUCCUUUGUGCCCGUUAAUGCCAACGCAGAUCCAGUCGGCCUCCUCGCGAAACAUAGUGCCUGCACUUGAUGGAGCUUGGUACUGGGGCAGAUUUCUUCCCCAGCACCGUACCGGGGGGAACAACCAAAAGCAGCUGGGGAGGGAGAAGGACCAGCGAGAUGUGGGAGAUGCAGCAAAGCAACAGGAGAGAUACAAAGGGUUUGCGAGCCGCGUUCCACGCCCACGACGCAGAAGCAGUACCGCCCAGGUCGAGGAUGGCGUUGCGUGCGGAUCUGCACCAGGUUGGGACAUUCACCCUGGUCGCGACACUGGCUGGAGAAUACUAUGCCUGGCUGCACACUCGGUCUCCCUUUCCCCUGCAAGACAGCAGCACCACAAUGGGAGAAGCUCUGCACGGGAUACUGACGGGGAUGAUGAGAACCGAACCGGCCUUGCCGUACAGCCUAUUGCUGAAAGCGACUGGCUGGCGGCUGGGGACGGGACCGAGGAAAGAAAGCCCACGGGUACAAAGCGUCCUCAAUCAGGCAGAAUGAAGCGUGCCGCUUCACUACACGCUGGUCGUCAGUGCGUUGCUCCUGUCCCGCCGCGACGCGGUGCUGUUCUUCUUCGAAGAAUCUCACGCAGUUGUGCGGUGUUUGCGGCACUGACCUGCACAUCCACGUCUGUGGCAGGCCGGAAGUACAUCUUUUGUCGUUGCGUGUUCUUUCAACUCAAUGCGGUGAUAGGGGCUGCAGAGAGAGGAGAAGAUUUCACACUGAGCAUGAGAAGUACCAACAGAAAGAGGAAGGCUUCGACGACUCAAUAUCCCCAUGUGAAUCACAGCGGGCGCAGGAUUGUCUGCACGCGACGCGAGGACCGUGUGUUGAUGGCCCACUCGACCAGCAGUCCCAUGGGAUUACAGGCGACGUGCACGUCCUCCGACGUGACCAUGCGUUUCAUCGAGGGCGGGUGGUCGCCCGUCGCGACCGAGAAGCUCGAAGCCAUCCGCAGAAUUACCACCGCGGCGUCCCAGGUAGAGCGAGACGAACACGCCACUGACCGUCCGGCCAGCAUGCUCGCUUGUGCACCCGUGCCUUCGAUGAGUUUUGUAGGUUUCAGCCUCACCUUCAUUUGUGCUCCCUCAGAAGAUGCUUGUUUCAAUUGCACCAAUGGUGUUGUAAAGGAGGAUGAGCACCGAACCGGCCUUCGUUACAUCCCCCUCCUCAGCGUGACCGCUUUUCUCUGCCGAGUAUGCAUGCACCUCUGCAAGGCCUUCCUCCAACAGAGCUCACAUUUCACUUCACGGUCCAGCACCAGCACCAGUAAGUCGCUUUCGAGGCAUCUUCGCGUAGACUCCCUGAGGACAGGUGAAGAAGGCAGUCAAGAAGUAAGAGCCGACGAGGAUAGCACCUCCGCGGUCCGGCGAGACGGAACUCAAUAUGCCAUAGCCAUCGCAUAA